Molecule: messenger RNA, 1953 nt
Organism: Histoplasma mississippiense
Lineage: Eukaryota; Fungi; Ascomycota; Eurotiomycetes; Onygenales; Ajellomycetaceae
Product: transketolase 1
Exons: 6
Coding region: 1-1953 (650 amino acids)
Biological process (GO): pentose-phosphate shunt
Cellular component (GO): cytosol
Molecular function (GO): transketolase activity
Source: RefSeq, a predicted model, not a curated record
AUGGGGAGCUACACUGACGUCGACCAAUUGGCCAUCAACACCAUCAGAGUGCUGGCUAACCCCAACUGGGUUAACAGGGAUCGAUUCGUCCUCUCGAACGGACAUGGUUGUAUGCUCCAAUAUGCUUUACUCCACCUGUUUGGAUAUGCUGUCUCGUUGGAAGACUUAAAAGCCUUCCGGACAAUCGAUAGCAUUACCCCUGGCCAUCCCGAAGCCCAUGAUACACCCGGUGUUGAAGUAACAACUGGACCGUUAGGUCAAGGUUUCGCCAAUGCUGUUGGCCUUGCCAUUGCCCAAGCCCAUACUAGUGCCGUGUUCAACAAGCCUGGCUUCGACCUCAUCAACAAUUACACCUACUGUAUCUUCGGCGAUGGAUGUGCGAUGGAGGGUGUUGCCAGUGAGGCAGCCAGUGCUGCUGGUCAUCUUCAGCUAGGCGGCUUGAUUUGUUUGUAUGAUGACAACCAUAUCUCUAUCGAUGGCGAUACCAACGUCGCAUUCACUGAGGACGUCAUGAAGAGAUUUGAGGCAUAUGGAUGGCACACAAUUCAUGUUGAGGAUGGUAACCAUGACCUCGCCGGCAUUGAGGCUGCUAUCCAGAAGGCGAAGGAGGUAAAGGAUAAGCCAACCGUCAUCAAAGUCACGACAACCAUCGGUUUUGGCUCAAAGCUCCAGGGAACCGGUGGAGUCCACGGAAGCGCCCUGAAACCCGAUGACUCCAGGGGAGUAAAGCAGCUCUUCGGGUUCGAUCCUGAACAAAGCUUUGUCGUACCCCAGCAGGUCUAUGACCUUUAUCGGAAGAAGGCCACCGAGGGCGCUGCCAGGGAGCAGGAAUGGAAUGCUCUUCUUCAACAAUAUGCAUCCAAGUACCCUGCCGAACAUGCUGAUUUGGUCCGUCGGCUUUCUGGGAAACUUGCUGAAGGUUGGGAGAAGAACCUUCCUAGAUACUCCCCAAGCGAUGCUGCAGUUGCAACCCGCAAGUUGUCUGAAACUGUGCUCGAAAAGAUCCACAAUGUUAUCCCCGAGCUUUUGUCUGGAUCGGCCGACUUGACUGGCUCAAACAACACCAGAUGGAAGCACGCUGUUGACUUCCAGCCACCAAGCACUGGCCUCGGUGAUUGGUCCGGCCGCUACCUCCGCUAUGGUGUGCGAGAACAUGGAAUGGCCGGUAUCAUGAACGGCAUUGCUGCUUACGGGACCCUCAUCCCCGCUGGAGGUACUUUCCUCAACUUCGUAUCUUAUGCCGCCGGUUCCGUUCGCCUAUCUGCACUUUCGCAAGUCCGCACAAUCUAUAUCGCAACCCACGACUCCAUUGGUCUUGGUGAAGAUGGCCCCACUCAUCAGCCCAUCGAGACCCUUGCCCACUUCCGUGCCUUGCCAAACGUCAUGGUCUGGCGCCCAGCCGAUGGUAACGAGACAAGUGCCGCUUACUACUCUGCUUUGACAUCGCGACAUACCCCUUCCAUCUUGGCCCUGACCCGCCAGAACUUGCCACAGCUCGAAAGCUCCACCAUCGAGAAAGCCAUCCGUGGUGGAUACGUUGCUCUUGAGACGCCAAACGCCGACAUCACCCUUAUCAGUACUGGUUCGGAAGUCAGCCUCUGCAUUGACGCGGCCAAGUACCUCAAGGAGAAACAUAAUAUUGUCGCCCGCGUUGCCUCCAUGCCCUGCUUCGAGGUCUUUGAUGUCCAGGAUAAGGCAUACAGACUUUCCGUCAUCCCAGACGGCAUCCCUGUCAUGUCCGUUGAGGUCCUGAGCACCCUUGGCUGGGAGCGAUAUUCACACGAACAGUUCGGUCUUAACCGCUUCGGUGCUUCUGGUCCUUACAAGGAUGUGUACAAGAAAUUCGAAUUUACCCCUGAAGGUAUCAGCAAGCGCGCCGUCGCCACCAUCGACUUCUACAAGGGUGCCUGCGUCCGCUCUCCUCUCAACCGUGCCUUCCAGCAAAUCAUCUAA